AUGGAUGAGACAGACAACAGACUCAUGAACGGACAUGCUGGUUACCGACAGCGAUACCUGAUGGGGACGGCAUCCACAAUGACAAAGAAGCUGCGGCAUCACUGUCCCCAUCUCCCUACGAAGAUUUACGAUAAAACAGAGAAACCAUGUCUCAUCUCCGAAUACACCGAGAACUACCCCCUCUAUCACUCUCACCUGCCCAGAGGGUCCUUCAAGCCCAAGCUGGAGUACCUGAAAGCGUCCGUGCCAAUGGAAGGCCUGAGCACAUCGAGGCGGCAUCACUGUCCCCAUCUCCCUACGAAGAUUUACGAUAAAACAGAGAAACCAUGUCUCAUCUCCGAAUACACCGAGAACUACCCCCUCUAUCACUCUCACCUGCCCAGAGGGUCCUUCAAGCCCAAGCUGGAGUACCUGAAAGCGUCCGUGCCAAUGGAAGGCCUGAGCACAUCGAGAAGAGAUUUUGGGCCUCACAAAGUGUUACCAGUGAAGAUCCACCAGCAUGACCAGUUCAUCCCAAGUGAAGAGAAUAUGGAUUUGCUCACAACCUAUAAGCAAGAUUACAACCCCUAUCCGGUCUGUCGAGUGGGCCCCAUAAAACCUCGGGACAGUAAAUAUCCAUGUGGUGACAAGAUGGAGUGUCUUCCUACUUAUAAAGGUGAUUAUUUACCCUGGAGCCAACCAAGACGAAAACUUCUUCGUCCAGAACACAGCUACCGGCCAGCAUCAACUAGGUUUGAUAGUAGAACCACACACCAGGAUGACUACUGCAUGAAGGGCGUAGUGAACACCAUGAGCUGCAAGCCUCCGGCUGUGCCCAAGCUCUGUAACAUCCCCCUGGAGGACCUGACUAACUACAAGAUGAGUUACGUGGCCCACCCUAUGGAAAAGCGCUUUGUGUAUGAGGCCGAGAAGUUCAAACCCUCUGAAAUCCCCUUUGAGAGCCUUACCACCCACAAAGAGUCCUACCGAGGCCUGAAGGGGGAGCUGACCAAGAGCUUGAAACCUUCAGCCAGGCCCUGUGUUCUAGACACGCCUUUCUCCAAUAGCACGGAAUUUCGAGAUAAGUACCAAGCUUGGCCAACACCCCAGAUAUUCUCCAAAGCUCCUGCCUCUUAUAUCCCUUCUGAAAAAAAGAUGGACUUUCUGACAACAGUACGAGCCCACUACACAUACCCUAAGGGUGUCCCAGCUCAGUCCUGCCGACCAGUGCUCUCAGUCAAGAAGGGCGGCCGCUUCGAGAGCUCUACCACCACCAAGGACGAUUACAAGCCAUGGGCCAGCAUGCGCAUGGAGCCACUCAAGCCUCUUCCCCAGCUGAACCUUGCCAAAGAACCCUUGGACUGCCUGACCACUGUGUGGGCCCACUAUGUGCCCCACCCACCCAUCCAUACCAAAAGCUGUAAGCCCCACUGGCCUGGCCCCCGAGGACAUACCCCCAUGGAAGGCCAGACCACAUACACCAUCAGCUUUACUCCCAAGGAAAUGGGCCGGUGCCUGGCUUUGUACCCUGAGCCCCCUGGUUACAUCUUUGAGGAAAUAGAUGCUUUGGGGCACAGGAUAUACAGGCCAGUUUCCCAGACAGGUUCCCGGCAAAGCAGCCAUCUUUUGGUAGGUGAAAACCAGAGGGAGUUGGCAGUGUCAGCCUGAUUUAAAAAAAAAUUGGUAUUUAGAAGUUGUAUAAUACUUUUAA
Molecule: messenger RNA, 1690 nt
Organism: Manis javanica (Malayan pangolin)
Lineage: Eukaryota; Metazoa; Chordata; Mammalia; Pholidota; Manidae
Source: RefSeq, a predicted model, not a curated record